Messenger RNA from Suricata suricatta (meerkat), 1390 nucleotides. It is a transcript of the gene PNP, whose product is annotated as purine nucleoside phosphorylase. Gene Ontology annotation, cellular component: cytoplasm. The record is from RefSeq and is a predicted model, not a curated record. The transcript has 6 exons. Gene Ontology annotation, biological process: nucleoside metabolic process. The coding region runs from base 118 to 987 and encodes 289 amino acids. Lineage: Eukaryota; Metazoa; Chordata; Mammalia; Carnivora; Herpestidae. Gene Ontology annotation, molecular function: purine-nucleoside phosphorylase activity.
AACAGUGCUCUCACAGUGCACACCGCACCCGGCGGGGACAGCUCGACGUAGGGCGGUCCUGCUCAGCAGACCGGAUCCGAGGGGAGAAGGGCGGGCUCCUCAGGCGGCGGUGACACCAUGGAGAACCGAUUUACCUAUGAAGAUUAUGAGAACACUGCAAAAUGGCUUCUGUGCCGCACCAAGCACCGACCUCAAGUGGCAGUGAUCUGUGGUUCUGGGUUAGGAGGUCUGGCCAAUAAAUUAACUGAGGCCCAGAGUUUUGACUACAGUGAGAUACCAAACUUUUCCCAAAGUACAGUGCCAGGUCAUGCCGGUCGACUGGUGUUUGGGUUCCUGAAUGGCAGAGCCUGCGUGAUAAUGCAGGGCAGGUUCCACAUGUAUGAAGGCUACCCACUCUCCAAGGUGACUUUCCCAGUGAGAGUUUUCUCCCUUCUGGGUGUGGACACCCUAGUAGUCACCAAUGCAGCCGGAGGACUCAACCCCAAGUUCGAGGUUGGAGAUAUCAUGCUGAUCCGCGACCACAUCAACCUCCCUGGUUUCAGUGGUUCGAACCCUCUUGUAGGGCCGAAUGAGGAAAAGUUUGGACUUCGCUUCCCUGCCAUGUCUGAUGCCUAUGACCGGGAUAUGAGGCAGAAAGCUUACAGUGCCUGGAAACAAAUGGGGGAGCAGAGAGAGCUGCAGGAGGGCACCUAUGUGAUGUUGGCAGGCCCCUCCUUCGAGACUAUUGCCGAGUGUCGGCUGCUGCAGAAGCUGGGGGCAGAUGCUGUUGGCAUGAGCACAGUGCCAGAAGUUAUAGUUGCAAGGCACUGUGGACUCCGAGUCUUUGGCUUCUCCCUCAUCACUAACAAAGUGGUCACGGAUUAUGAAACCAAGGAGAAGGCCACUCACGAGGAAGUACUAGAGGCCGGGAAGAAAGCUGCACAGAAAUUAGAACAGUUCAUCUCUAUUCUUAUGGCCAGUAUUCCACUGCCUGGCAAAGGCAGUUAACCAGCUCUGGAGAGGUCUGGCCUCUUCCUAAGAGGAUCCAAGUAGCUAUUACCUGCUUUGGCCCCUUGCUGGGGUCAUGUUUCUCUGCCCUUCAGUAGUAGGAGAAAGGAGAGGAAGAUCUGUUUCUCCUACAGGCCCUUCUGUGCUGGCUCCUCUGUUGCUCAGCUGUCUCAAAAUAGUUUUUACCCCUCUUCUUCCUCAAGAGGUAGAGCCCACGCCCUACCACACAGCCAUGUAUUUGUUCUGGGUGUGAUUUGGACUGUGAACUUGGCACACUACCUACUGCUAUCUCUUUGAGAUAAGAUGAUACCACAUUCCUGAAGACUUCAUUCCGCCUCCCACAAGGGCCAGACCACCCAGUCCAGUACCAAUUCAUAUUCUGAGAAUAAAAAAGAUGAAAUUA